Drosophila gunungcola (fruit fly) is the source of this 845-nucleotide messenger RNA. RefSeq names its product homeobox protein GHOX-7. The transcript has a single exon. The record is from RefSeq and is a predicted model, not a curated record. The coding region runs from base 251 to 769 and encodes 172 amino acids. Lineage: Eukaryota; Metazoa; Arthropoda; Insecta; Diptera; Drosophilidae. Gene Ontology annotation, molecular function: DNA-binding transcription factor activity, RNA polymerase II-specific; DNA binding. Gene Ontology annotation, biological process: regulation of DNA-templated transcription.
CAUAAUUGGGCCAAGGGAUGGCUACCUGGCCGGAGCUGGGAAACGCCUAUUAAACGCCUCGCUGCUUCCGAACGAGAUUUGAAUUGGGCCAGGCCAAUCUCUUCGUCCUGCCAGACAGGGAUGGCCAUAUCCUGCUGCCUGGGAUGCAAAUGGCUGCGAUGGGAGGUCCUUGGAUAAAUAGCUCGUGGCUGCGCAGCGAACUCAGCAGUAGCACUUCGACCAGCCCGACGAAAGGAUCGAUCGUCCGAGGAUGAGUGACUUCAGCAUCGAGUAUAUACUGAACCGCGCCGGCGACAAAUAUGUGGGCACCAAUGCCUCUUUGGGUGUCCUGCAGCGAUUCCAUCCGUACGCCCAACCAUUGUAUUCCUCCAAGGAGCAGCAGAGGAGAUCCCCUCCAGCAGUCGCCGAGUGUCAGGUUCCCGUUUACGACUGGCUGCAGUACACCCGCUACCAUCCGCCCAAGCUGCCCAGGGCCCUGCGGCAAAGUGCCCCCGCCAAAAGGACUCCCGGCCGCCUGCCCCGCAUCCCAUUCACUCCCCACCAGCUGCAGGCUCUGGAGGGGGCCUACAAGGAGUCCAACUACCUGAGCGCCGAGGACGCCAACAAGCUGGCCGAAUCCCUGGAGCUGACCAACACGCGGGUCAAGAUCUGGUUCCAGAACCGGAGGGCCCGCGAACGACGGGAGAAACGCGACAAGGACGAGAGCUGCGACUCCACCUUCUCCUCGAAUGCCUCCAGUCCGGAACCGGAAAUGAUUGUUGUAGCUUAAGUUGGGGGGGAAUCCAUACCUAUGGCUGUUACUGUGUAACCUUGCAUUCAAAUUAAGUGGCUUUCUGUAAAUACAU